Messenger RNA from Elephantulus edwardii (Cape elephant shrew), 1416 nucleotides. RefSeq names its product ankyrin repeat and SOCS box containing 1 (gene ASB1). The record is from RefSeq and is a predicted model, not a curated record. The transcript has 5 exons. Gene Ontology annotation, molecular function: protein binding. Lineage: Eukaryota; Metazoa; Chordata; Mammalia; Macroscelidea; Macroscelididae. Gene Ontology annotation, cellular component: ubiquitin ligase complex. Gene Ontology annotation, biological process: protein ubiquitination; intracellular signal transduction. Bases 1 to 1416 code for a protein of 471 amino acids.
AUGUCCCAGGAGUCCCGGUGGGAGGCGCCCGGGAGACGCCCCGCCCACGCCCCGCCCACAACCGGGCAAGUUUGCCAGGACUCCCACUCUUCCUCGGGCACAGGGCAGCUGCUGGAGCCUCCACGGCUCUCAGCCAGUCCUCGUCCCCGGACCCAGCGCCUCCGACAACCUCAGCUCCGCACGCCGCAUGCGGGCCACGCCGCAGUCUCCCGCCUGAGGCCGGCCGCGAGCUCGCCGGACACCGGAAGCCCGCCUGGCGGAAGUCACGCUUCCACGCCCCGCCCCAGCGGCACCGGAAGUAGCCCCACUCGUUUCCGGUCCGUCGAUGGACGGCGCGCCGGGGGCCGCAGAGGCAUGAGCUCCGGGUUCCCCGCGGCCGGCGCGCCCAUGGCGGAGGACGGAGCGCCCACGGCGGAGGGAGGCGGCCCCGACGGGCGCCCCGGGGCGGGUCUUGCAGGUCCCAAUCUGAAGGAGUGGCUGAGGGAGCAGUUUUGUGACCACCCUCUGGAACAGUGUGAAGACACGCGGCUCCAUGACGCAGCCUAUGUCGGGGACCUGCCGACCCUCAGAACCCUGCUGCAGGAGGAGAGCUAUCGGAGCCGCAUCAAUGAGAAGUCUGUCUGGUGCUGUGGCUGGUUGCCCUGCACACCCCUGCGCAUUGCAGCCACUGCUGGUCACGGCAACUGCGUGGACUUCCUCAUUCGCAAGGGGGCGGAAGUGGACCUGGUGGAUGUCAAGGGCCAGACUGCCCUGUAUGUGGCCGUGGUGAAUGGGCACCUGGAGAGCGCCCAGAUCCUUCUGGAAGCAGGUGCAGACCCCAAUGGCAGCCGGCACCACCGCAGCACCCCCGUGUACCAUGCGGCGCGUGUGGGCAGGGCCGACAUCCUGAAGGCACUCAUCAGGUACGGGGCCGAUGUGGACGUGAACCACCAGCUGACCCCCGAGGUGCAGCCGCCUUUCUCUCGGCGCCUCACCUCCCUGGUGGUCUGCCCGCUGUACAUCAGCGCCGCCUACCACAACCUGCAGUGCUUCAAGCUGCUCCUGCAGGCGGGCGCCAACCCCGACUUCAACUGCAGCGGCCCUGUCAACACGGAGGCCUUCUGCCGGGGCUCCCCGGGCUGCGUCCUGGACGCCGUCCUGCGUCACGGCUGCGAGGCCGCCUUUGUGAGCCUGCUGGUGGAGUUUGGAGCCAACCUGAGCCUGGUCAAGUGGGAGUCCCUGGGCCCAGAGGCGCGGGGCCGGAGGAAGGUGGAUCCUGAGGCCCUGCAGGUCUUUAAGGAAGCGAGAAGUGCCCCCAGGCCGCUGCUUGGCUUGUGCCGUGUGACAGUCAGACAGGCACUCGGCAAGUCCCGGCUCCCGCUGAUCCCCGCGCUGCCGCUGCCGGACCCCAUAAAGAAGUUCCUUCUCCACGAGUAG